Messenger RNA from Racocetra persica, 171 nucleotides. NCBI's taxonomy places the organism in Eukaryota, Fungi, Glomeromycota, Glomeromycetes, Diversisporales, Gigasporaceae. The record is from the annotation of a GenBank genome assembly.
AUGACAACGGCUGGUGUAAUAUUCAACAUUCAAGAAGAAGUUCUUGUGCAAUCGGCAAUACCUUUCAUCCCAAACCUUGUAAAUGAUUCGAGAACGCCGUAUAUAGUCUAUCUUAAUGAAGGUACCGCCUCGACACAGAUGUUUCAAGAACCGGAACUAACACUUAAGUAG